UGUGUUUACAAUAUUCAUUAACAUUUUAGCUAGUUCAUGUUUUCCAAAAUAUCUUCUCGUUUUGUAUGAAUUUUGAUGUUAAAACGUAGAAAUGUUUUAUUUAUCCCUUCUAGUAUUAAUUAUGAUUGUAGACUAUCGAGUUUCUGGUCUCAGCUCGUUUCUUUACAUGAACAUUCACAAUAGCGGAUUUCACAGAGAAGUUCAUUACACAAUAAAGUUCGGUGGAUUGGGUAAGAUGACCUGUGAGUUGCUUCUGCUGCAACAUCUUCCAUCGGCAGUGUAUGUCGAUACGGACCAAUUGACAAACAUGAAGAAAUUCAAAAAGAUCAAUAGCUAUGUUCCAUUGUAUGUGGACGUUGAAAAACCGGCUAGUAAAUCGAACCCCUUCUCGGUAUAUCUUUUUGAGACUGCGCGAAAAGAGGUGAACAUUACGCUUCCUAUUCACUUCCGGUACCAUGAUCCGUCGGAGAAGAAAUUCGAGCGUAUUCAAAUCGAAAGCCCCUCGCUUUACGUUCAAUGUCGUGGAGUCAACAGUAAGCACUCGUUGAAGCCAACAGGAACUUUUCGGCAUCCUUGCUCAAUCAGUUCACAGAUUUAUGAUUACGACAAACUUAGUGAAGCUGAGUACUGUGACUGGCAGGGGCUAGAGUUUAGUAACGUUCCUACUAUAAUCAGUGUCCUUAUUCCGGUUGGAAACAGCGCAUCGUACAGGUUUGUUUUGCCAGCAACCAUCCUGAUAAGCUGGAUUGGUAGCAUGUAUCUCAUCUACAUUAUCAUUAAGUCAGGUAAGCGCGUAAACAAGAAAUUAUUGUAAUGAACAGAAAAUGUCUCAGGGCAAAGUAAAUAAAACAAUGACCGGCUGU
This is a messenger RNA of Topomyia yanbarensis, 863 nucleotides long. RefSeq names its product phosphatidylinositol-glycan biosynthesis class X protein (gene PIG-X). Lineage: Eukaryota; Metazoa; Arthropoda; Insecta; Diptera; Culicidae. The record is from RefSeq and is a predicted model, not a curated record. Gene Ontology annotation, cellular component: endoplasmic reticulum membrane. The transcript is spliced from 5 exons. Gene Ontology annotation, biological process: GPI anchor biosynthetic process. Bases 92 to 814 code for a protein of 240 amino acids.